This is a messenger RNA of Closterium sp. Naga37s-1, 2067 nucleotides long. Lineage: Eukaryota; Viridiplantae; Streptophyta; Zygnematophyceae; Desmidiales; Closteriaceae. The record is from the annotation of a GenBank genome assembly.
AUGCGCGCUCGCUUCGAGAACCUGGUGCUCAACGCCCAAGACUCCAUUAUCAAGGCCAUUGAGGAAGUCGACGGAAAGAAGUUUCGCAAGGAUGCAUGGAUGAGGCCUGGUGGUGGUGGCGGGAUUAGCGGCGUUCUUCAGAACGGCAAUGUGUGGGAGAAGGCGGGUGUCAACGUGUCUGUCGUUUACGGCACUAUGCCCCGUGAGGCUUACCGUGCUGCCACGGGCGAGUCUGCUCCAUCUGAUGCCAGCUCCACUGGCGACGGACGGAUUCCUUUCUUUGCUUGCGGGAUAAGUUCUGUCAUGCAUCCUUGGAAUCCAUUCGCUCCUACUAUGCACUUUAACUAUCGCUAUUUCGAGACUGACGCGCCUGCCGGAGUGAAGGAUGCUCCACGGGCGUGGUGGUUUGGUGGUGGCACGGAUAUCACUCCCUCGUACCUCUUUGAAGAGGAUAUGAAGCACUUCCACGGGCUGCAAAAGGAGGCAUGCGACAAAAUUGACACUUCCUUUCAUCCGCAAUUUAAGAAGGCCUGCGAUGACUAUUUUCUUAUUAAGCACCGUGGUGAACGACGAGGAUGUGGAGGGAUUUUUUACGAUGACAUGAACCAGCAUGACCCCAAUCUGCUCUUCAACCUCGCGAAAGAGUGCUCCGCUGCAGUGGUGCCUGCAUACGUCCCACUUGUGGUCAAGCGCAAAGAUACUCCAUACACGGAGGAGCAGAAACAGUGGCAGCAGCUCCGCCGUGGCCGUUAUGUCGAGUUCAAUCUGGUCUAUGACCGUGGCACAACAUUUGGCCUUAAGACGGGUGGCCGCAUUGAGAGCAUCCUUAUGAGCUUGCCCCUUACGGCAAGAUGGGAAUACAACCAGGAGCCUGCUGCUGGCACUCCAGAGGCGGAGCUUUUGGAUGCCUGCAGGAACCCAAGGGAGUGGGCGCAAUCUCGUCGCCUACCACGUCUCCCCUCCUUUACCCGUCGCACUUCGCGUACCCUCCCCGUUUCCCCUCCCAUCACCCACUUCGUUACAUUCUCGCUCUCCCUGAAACGCCCUCUCGUCGCCCUUGCUUUCUCCCCUCCCGUCACCCACCUCGUCGCCUAUGCGCUCGCCUCGAAAUCGAGGCGCAAUCUCGUCGCCUACCACGUCUCCCCUCCUAUUACCCACAUCAUCGUCGUCACCCUAAGCCCGCAAUGCCCUCUCGUUGCGCGCAGUCGACUCUCCUCGCCCAUCGCCCUGGCGCUGGCCUUGAAACGCUCUCGCGGCUUCCUUCUUCACUCCCCUCUCAUUACCCACUUCGUCGCCUUUGCGCUCGCUCUGAGCCGCCCUCCCGUUGCCUAUCAUCUCUCCACUCCCAUCCCGUCGCCCUCGUGUUCCCCUCUCAUCUCGCCCUCGAAACGGGCUCUCCGUUUUUGCCGCCCUCUCUCAGGCCCAAACUCACGUUCUCCCCUUCCCGUCACCAUCGAGCUCACGUUCUCCCCUUCCCCCGCCAUCGCGCUCACGUUCUCCCCUUCCCCCACCAUCGCGCUCACGUUCUCCCCUUCCCCCGCCAUCGCGCUCACGUUCUCCCCUUCCCCCGCCAUCGCGCUCACGUUCUCCCCUUCCCCCGCCAUCGAGCUCACGUUCUCCCCUUCCCCCACCAUCGCGCUCAUCUUCUCCCAUCUUCGCACCACCUUCGCGCUCAUGGUCUCCCCUUCUAUCACCUUCGAGUUCAGAUACUCCCCUACCUUCUCCCAAGCACCACACGUUCUCCCCUCCCCUCGCCAUCGCGCUCAAGUUCUCCCAUCUUCGCAUCGCCUUCGCAAGCAGAUUCUCCCCUCCCAUCUCCCUCGUUCUCACGUUCUCGUCUCUCAUCGCCUUCGCGCUCGCACCUCCCGUCCCUUCCUGUUGCCCUCGUGUUCUCCCGUCCCGUCCCGUCGCCUUCGCGCUCGCACCUCCCGUCCCUUACCGUCGCCCUCAUGCCCUCCCCUCCCCAAUGCCCCUCCCAUCACCCAACCAGUAACCUUUGCCCCCUUAUUCUCUCCCCUCGCGUCCGUGUUUCCGUCGGCCUCUCACUCUCCUCUUCCGACUCCUUGA